UUUUCAACCGUCGGGCGCUGCCUCAACAGCUCCCCGUGCAUGAUAAAGCAAACGCGUGUAUGCCGAUUUCUUCUCCCCAAAACCGGACUAAACUAUCACAGCAACAUGGAUUUUGACUCCAUGAAAUACGCAGAGUUGAGGAGCAUCGCAAAGGAGUUCGGUCUUAAAGCGAAUAUGAAGGCCGAUAAACUCCUGAAAGCGGUCAAACAGCAUUAUCAAGAAAAGAACAAGGAGGAAGAAGAUCAGGGACAAAAGAAAGAUUUUACCGCUGUAGCACAAGACAGUGCUCAGGAAAAUAAAGAUGCAUCCUGCGAGGAAGAGGUUUCCAGCCCUGCUGUGUUUGUGAACACACGUCGAGGCAAAGGAAAGAGAAAGAUCUCUGAUACUGCACCAGUGACCGAGAGUGAUGCUAAAUUACCUCCAUGUCCUGCAGAGGGUGACACUGAAGUGGAAGUGUCCAGUGCACCCUGUGGUGCUAAGAAGAGGAAGGUGUCCUCCGCUAACGAUUCUGACAAAGGUGAAACUGAGCCUCCUAAUGAGCCCCAGGACACUGGCAGUGAGAAACGGCCUGAUAUUAAGGAUGAAGCACCUGUGCAAGGGAAUGCAGAGAAAGCACCCAAAGCAUCCAGAGGAGGUAAAAUCCCUCGUUACCAGGGACUCCAGCAGAAGAGCAAGCCACUGUUGAAACCCAUCACUCCUAAUUUCAAAAAACUCCACGAGGCACAUUUUAACAAGAUGGAGUCUAUUGACUCCUAUGUCCAGCGAAAGACCAAGCAGGUGGAGAGCUUCAGAAGUUCUGUUAAAGAACUGAAGAAGCUUUCUGAGAAAACUAAACUGAAGCAGGUUGACGUCAAAACUCAAGUGAAGGCCAAUCAGAGUCGUGCUUCCAUGUUCAGCCCGGUCACGCUGAAUAAGAGACCAGCUGAGGAGAAACGCAGAAACACGUUGCUCUCGGCCAGUAAAGCUCCUCCUGCUAAAUCUGCAGUGAAGGACGAUGUUCCUUUCAGACCGUCUGUCCUUUCCACUCGCAGGAUCAAUGUCCGGUUCUCAGAGGCCACUCAUGACAAUGAGUAUAAGAAGUCGCUGGUGAAGACUCCGGCACGCAUGUCACUGUGUGUGUCCUCGAGCACCCCACAGAAACAGACCACUGACGAAGGAAAGACCAACAAGACUAACACUCUCUCUGCCACCAAAACAGGACCGUUCAUUUUCACCGGCAACAUGAGUACUACAACAACCCCGGGAACGCAGAAGAAGUCAACUUUUGACCUGAAGGCGAGUCUGUCUCGUCCACUCACCUACAAGCCUCAUACAGGAAAACUGAAGCCGUUUGUUGAAACAAAAGAAAACACGGCAGCAAACAAGUCGCUGAUCGUGAACUCUCAUCAGAAAAACUACAAACAGCACCAAGUCCAGACCAGGAACGACCGGAGAGCAAAACACGCAGAAGACCGGAAGCACAAGAAAGAGAAUAUGCUCGGGGCAAGAAGAGGCCUCGUCAUGAUGUAAAAAUAAUGCGCUUGUUCGUGGACGUUUUGUACAGCCUGUUUUUCAAGUGUAAAUAUUUUGUUGUCGGCAGCUGCCGCUUUCCUCUCUGCAGUCUCUUUUAGCAUACUGCUCACGCUACCUGCGUCUGUGUACUGAUUUUAGAUUUGACUCAUGGAGUAGUUUUAACACUUUUUGGAGCUCAGAGUGAUGCGUUUGUAUUUUAAUGUGGAGAGAAUUAUCCACUUUUGCUGCAUUUCAAACAGAUAAUUUUGUUCUUAAAAAUUUGAUGUGCUUAAUGUUUACUCUUUUUUGGGGGGGCUGAUAAAAAGACAAAAGAUUCCCUUGUAUACAUUCUGCAAUUUAAAAUUAAAAUUGCUAUUAAGGUUUUCCUAAAAAGUGUUUGGACAUUUGUGCGCAAUCAGGAUUUGAUAAUAAAAUGUGUCCCACAAAAAAAAUCAGAAUUAACAGCCAUAUUUUUAUUAUUAAUUAAAUUCAGGAUGAUCUGUAGGAGGAAGAUGUUUCACAUACAGGACCUUAAACUGAUUUUGUUGUGGAGGAGCAGCAGGUUAAAGGAACUUUGCAGUAGAAUCACUUUGUUUACUGUGAAUUAGAAAAUGGUUUGCGGGGCCACAUUUGGCCUGUGGGCUGCAGGUUGAGUAUCACUGGUGUAGUGGCAUCUUGACGGUGAGGCUGCAAAACUGAAACUUUUGACUUAAAAGCACAUUAAGAGCCAGUGUUUGAUUUGUCCGUUCUGGGCUACUGUGGAAA
Plectropomus leopardus (leopard coralgrouper) is the source of this 2256-nucleotide messenger RNA. It is a transcript of the gene nusap1, whose product is annotated as nucleolar and spindle associated protein 1. The record is from RefSeq and is a predicted model, not a curated record. Gene Ontology annotation, cellular component: microtubule; mitotic spindle; nucleolus. Lineage: Eukaryota; Metazoa; Chordata; Actinopteri; Perciformes; Serranidae. Gene Ontology annotation, molecular function: microtubule binding. Gene Ontology annotation, biological process: mitotic chromosome condensation; mitotic cytokinesis; establishment of mitotic spindle localization.